UACAAUUCAUACAUAUCAGCAACUGCAAUUGAAUGCUCAUUUCUAUCCCCCUUGCCACCAAUUGACAUCCACAUCCACCGUGUAACUCGACGUCAUGGCAUCUGGUUAUGGUCUUCAUGGAGGACCGUCGCGGUGUUUUCCAUUCUGGCAGGAUGUUCUGGCUUGUUAUGUAGUCAACACGUCCGGCGAGGACGAUUCGGGGAAGAAGAAGUGUGCACCCGUACUAGAGGAUUACUACGAGUGCUUACAUCACAAGAAAGAGGCCGCAAGAGUCAGAGCGUUACAAGCUGCGUAUCGAAAGGCCGAGGCAUCGUCAGCGAGGGAGAAUGCGCCGAGCGCUGGUCAAAUAAGAAAUCUAGGCUUGAUAGACAAGGAGGAGGAUACCAAACAAGUACUCGGCGGAUGAAUAUGAUUAUCUUUAAUCGAAAGUCAACCCAGCCUUGUGUGUAUAUGGUACUGAGUGUAUGAAUAAAAUCAUCGACACAACAAAUCGAAACCCAUUAGGGCCGAUGAAUAAUAGGAUGGUAUUGGAGCUUUCCUAAAUCCCCCAAGCCUACCAGCCACCAGCCCGUCGAUUAUAUAUCGAUUUAAAUUGAGCAAGGACACGGAAGUGACUUACACAAUACAAUCGUCCUCACCCAGGGAGAAUCAAUAAUCGCUAUUCAUACAUGGAUACUCUUCAAUACUUCAGAGGCUAGUGCAGUAACCAUACCCAUGUACUUUACCUAGGUAGGUAGGAAUCUAAUGCAUACAUGUAUACC
Messenger RNA from Hypoxylon trugodes, 761 nucleotides. RefSeq lists its product as uncharacterized. Bases 95 to 406 code for a protein of 103 amino acids. NCBI's taxonomy places the organism in Eukaryota, Fungi, Ascomycota, Sordariomycetes, Xylariales, Hypoxylaceae. The transcript is spliced from 3 exons. The record is from RefSeq and is a predicted model, not a curated record. Gene Ontology annotation, biological process: mitochondrial respiratory chain complex I assembly.